CCCAUUAACAGCUCCUAAAAAGAAAGUGUUUAAGCUGGAAAAGCUUUUGAGCAAUGUUGAAAAACUCAUUGUUGUUACUUCCUCGUUUUUCUUUAACUUGUCCAUCCCACAGAUUAGCAAUGUGCUAGGAAGAUAAAAGAGGAAAAGUACAUAAGUUAUGGUAGACUAACAAUUCAACAACAACCACAACAUAUAUGCCCAGAAAGUGGAGUCUGGGGAGGGUUGAGUGUUGAUCAGUCAAGAACUCUCAUAUUCAAAAUCUGGAAGUGACAGAGAUGAGGAUGUUGCGAUGGAUGUGUGGGUAUACUAGGAUAUAUAGGAUUAAAAAUGAGGAUAUCCAAUGAUAAGGUGACAAGAUGCGGGAAGCGAGUUUGAGAUGGUUCGGGCAUGUGAUGAGGAGAUGAUAAAUUGCUUCUACUAAUAGGGAUGAAGUGCUCAUUUUAUUUGCUGAGGAGGAAAAUGAAAAAAAUUAGAAAAGGAAAGCAAUAAUCAUAUACAACAACAACGUACCUAUUGUAAUCCCACAAGUGAGGUUUGGGGAGCGUGAUGCCGGAUGCGUAUGCAAACCUUACACCUACCUUGUGAAGGUAGAAAGCCUGUUUCUGAUACACUCUCAACUCAAAACAGUUUGUUUCACCAAAAUGAGCACAACACCUGGACCUUUGUCUCCUAAAUUUGUUCCUGCUCAAAAGAGUGAAAUUACUUCAGUAAGUAAAUCAGAAGGUUUUAAGUUCAGUCUUGUAUCAUAUAACAUUUUGGCUCAGGCAUAUGUAAAGAGUGCUCUGUUUCCACACUCCCCAGGGCCUUGUCUCAAGUGGAAAGCUCGUUCACAGGCAAUCCUGACAGUUCUCAAGAGCCUCGGGACUGAUUUCCUUUGCUUACAGGAAUUGGAUGAAUAUGACAGCUUCUAUAAAAGAAAUAUAGAGAAUGUUGGCUAUUCAAGUAUCUACGUCCAAAGAAGUGGGCAGAAGCGUGAUGGAUGCGGGAUCUUUUAUAAACUGAAUAGUGCAGAGUUGCUCAUUGAAGAGAAGAUAGACUACAAUGAUCUUGUACCCUCAACUCAAGAUGAUACUGCUUCUGAGGAUAAAGAGGAGAGUUUAUUACCUGAUGGUGGAAAUAAAAAACUUGCGUCAAAAGAUGUCAGUUUGAAAAACAGUCGAGCAGAUCGUGGAGACAUAAAUGAUCCUUGUGUUAGAUUAAAACGUGACUCUGUUGGAAUUAUGGCUGCCUUCAGGUUGAAGGAUCCCUGUCAUCUUAUCAUCGUCGCCAACACUCACAUUUACUGGGAUCCAGAAUUGGCCGAUGUCAAACUUGCCCAAGCUAGAUACUUGCUUUCACGCUUAGCUCAAUUCAAGUUACUAGUAUCUGAUAAAUUUGAUUGCUCGCCUUCUGUGGUUGUUGCCGGUGAUUUCAACUCCGUUCCUGGGGAUCAGGUAUAUCAGUACCUCAUUUCAGGUUCCUCAGUAGUAGGAAAUCUGCCAGAGAGCUCAGAUGAUGUAUCCAUUCCAUUGUGCAGUGUAUAUGCAAGCACUAGAGGUGAACCACAGUUUACAAACUGCACUCCUGGAUUUACUGGAACUCUAGAUUACAUACUAUUUUCUGCUUCUGGGGAUAUCAAACCAGUCAGCUACCUCGAACUUCCGGAGCCCGAAGCGUCAGAUGUACAAGGUGGUCUACCAAAUUACUAUCAUCCUAGUGAUCAUCUCCCAAUCGGUGCUGAAUUUGAAAUAGUUAAAUAGGUUUACUGGUACCAUCAUCAUUGACUGUUUUUUUUUAUCUACAUUAUUGGUUCAUGGAUUGUCUGGUCACCUUUUCUUCCAAUCAAGAUGGAGGUGGUUAAAGAGGUAUUUGUAGCUGCAAUUGUUUUGUAAUUUUAAGCCUUUAUGAACGGACCACGUCAACUAUUUUCGUUAGUGCGUGGAGAAAUAAAUUUUGGUUUCAUUAAAAUGAGUGGAAAGUACAUUUUAAUUAGUUUAUC
This is a messenger RNA of Capsicum annuum, 1978 nucleotides long. RefSeq names its product carbon catabolite repressor protein 4 homolog 4. The record is from RefSeq and is a predicted model, not a curated record. NCBI's taxonomy places the organism in Eukaryota, Viridiplantae, Streptophyta, Magnoliopsida, Solanales, Solanaceae. Bases 642 to 1739 code for a protein of 365 amino acids. Gene Ontology annotation, molecular function: poly(A)-specific ribonuclease activity. The transcript is spliced from 11 exons.